AUGAGUCAGCGGUUCGGACCGUAUCGAGUGGGGGAGACGAUUGGACGCGGCACAUUCGCUAAAGUGAAGAUUGCAGUACAUGAGCUAACGGACACAAAAGUUGCCCUUAAGAUCAUCCCCCGGAAGGUUAUGGAUGAUUCCAAGUCCAGCACGAAACUGACGCGCGAAAUUGGGAUACUGCGUACGCUGCAGCAUCCAAACAUAAUGAAACUCUACCAGGUGGUGCAAACCAAGCAGGAUAUUGUGCUGAUACUGGAAUAUGUAUCCGGUGGGGAGUUGUUUGAUUAUAUAUGCCAGCGGGGGCCGCUUGCUGAAGAUGUUGUACGACACAUCUUUCAGCAAAUAGCAGCAGGUGUUGCAUACUGUCACAGAUACCGUGUCAUUCACCGUGAUCUCAAACCAGAGAAUAUCCUGUUGGAGAAGAAUACGAACACCGUGAAGAUUGCUGACUUUGGUUUGUCGUCGUACACACACGAUGGUCGCUUCUUAGAAACUAGCUGCGGCACACCAAACUAUGCUUCACCGCAGGUGGUCAGUGGUGAGAUGUAUGCAGGACCCGAUACAGAUGUGUGGAGUUGUGGUGUAAUUCUUUACACAAUGUUGGUGGGCGCUCUUCCCUUCGAGGACACAAAUGUGGCAGCACUCUUCCAAAAGAUCAAAAGGGCGGAGUACCUGGUACCUGAAAGCGUGUCACCACAGGCACAUGAUCUUCUGCGGCGAAUGCUGGUGGUAAACCCGCUUGAGCGCGCCACGAUGGAGCAGGUAAUUCAGCACCCAUGGGUUCGGCCUCACUAUCCCCCCUGUCUCCUGUCUUUGCACUAUGAUGCCAUUCUUCACUCCAUGCGCUUCGGCAAGUCACUGGAGCUAUGUGGCGAGGAAUUGGAUGAAAAAGUAGUUGAGGAUGUAGCGGAACUAUUCGAGGUCCCUACUAGCGAGGUUGCUGCUGCUAUUUCUAAAUACGACAACAGCAUGUCGGGGUUGUUUACGUCUAAUACGGGCACUGACGGUGAAGCUGCGACACGGUACCCUGCCCAGUCCUUCUACGAGUCUUACGCAAACGCCGUGGACGUCAAGCAUUGGCCGUCGCCGCUUGUUAUUUCUCAUGCGGAGAAGGCUCUUCGUGAUAAGGAAAAUAAUAUGUACGUGUCGUAUCUUAUAUUGUUACAGCGCAAACAGCAGGAGACUCCCCUCCAAGCACUUCCCUCUUCAGAUCUAACAACUGACGCUGUGGGUUCUUUCUUCAUGUCAAUGGGCGUGAAUCAGGGUUACGGCUCUCUUACCGCCAACUCUUUGCAACCAAUGUCGCUGUUUGGAAUAUCUCUUCCUCAAAGUUUGGCGCCACAAUCAAAUGGAGAUGCCCUACAACUUAUGCAAAAGCAAGGCAACGUAACCUUUUGUGGUUCGCUUCCCGCGCAUGUGCAAGCAGAGAAGCUGGAAUUGGUGGAGAUAGAUGCUUAUAUGGAAAGCUAUAAUAAAGUAGUGGAACCGUUCAUUCCAUUAUACUCCUCUACAUCGAAGCGUACGCUUCUGGGUAAACUGUUUCGUGUGACUGAGAUCCCAGUUUCUGUCAAUUCUGAUUUAUCUUCUUUGCGAGGGUCGUUCGCGUCCACUGUUGAUGAGGAGCUCGGCGGUUCACUCAUCAGGUCAAUGGUCGGUUCCCGUUCAGCUCCUGCCUCAUCUCACAGAGAUCCUAACCGGCUCCUUCGGCCUCUGUCCUCCACGAAGAAACAAAAAAUCAGUAAAACCACAGCGGAGAAAAGUAGGGCAAAGCGGGUUGACACCGCAGGAUCCGCAGCGGGAAAGUCAUCGGAAGUACUUCAGUGCAAUGUGGUUGCUAAACCUGGUUUUAAUGGUUAUAUGCACAACGGUGUGCGGUUUGUCAACAUAGACGCGGCAGCGACGUUGCGCUGUGUAUACAGCUCUCUGAAAGCUGAGGGGCUGCUAUGGAAACAAAUACGUCCUUUUUAUCUUGCGGCCGUCAUGCACCCGUGUGUAAAACUACAGGUGAGGAUUUUUAGGAUCCAGGCAAAUGACCAAGUAGUUGAUGUGAGAGUGUCAUCGCAGAGUGGAAUGAUGGGUUGCGUGACGGCUGCAAAACUCAUAGAUCGGUUGUGGAGUAAAGCUGUGGCCCUUACGCCUGUAAAGGUAGAAGAGGGACCACGGUUGGGUAAGUUCACCGUAUGCACUUGA
Messenger RNA from Trypanosoma brucei brucei TREU927, 2190 nucleotides. RefSeq names its product protein kinase, putative. The transcript has a single exon. The record is from RefSeq and is a predicted model, not a curated record. Gene Ontology annotation, biological process: intracellular signal transduction; protein phosphorylation. Lineage: Eukaryota; Euglenozoa; Kinetoplastea; Trypanosomatida; Trypanosomatidae. Gene Ontology annotation, cellular component: cytoplasm. Gene Ontology annotation, molecular function: ATP binding; protein serine/threonine kinase activity. The coding region runs from base 1 to 2190 and encodes 729 amino acids.